Hevea brasiliensis (rubber tree) is the source of this 2662-nucleotide messenger RNA. Its product is annotated as rab GTPase-activating protein 22. Gene Ontology annotation, molecular function: GTPase activator activity. Lineage: Eukaryota; Viridiplantae; Streptophyta; Magnoliopsida; Malpighiales; Euphorbiaceae. Bases 602 to 2245 code for a protein of 547 amino acids. The transcript has 5 exons. The record is from RefSeq and is a predicted model, not a curated record. Gene Ontology annotation, biological process: activation of GTPase activity.
GAAGACUGCCGAGUGUGCCAAUACUAGCAUAAGCGUUUCCCAAAAGCAAGGCCUUGCAAUGCGCGUGCAAAUCCUCAAACGCUGGUUUCGGUCUUCUCUCAUCUUCUGCUUAUUCUCAGUCUCCAUAGACUCUACUCUCUGAACCCAAAUCUGGGUUGCUGUUGAAGCUUCUACUCUUCAUCCCUUGCUAACCUUAACCCUUUCCUCUUUCAAGACCCCCCACAAGGAGGAGGAGGAGGAGGAGGAGGAAAGUUCACUUCUUUCCGGCGAUUUCUCCGAUCCGGCAGCCCACUCAAUGUCCAUCACCGGAAACAACAACAUUCCCCAUGGAAUCCCUCUCUCCAGCGGCGGUGGAGGAUUCUGGUGGGCGGUAGCUGGUCCUAACUCCAGAAUAGCUUUAGCCGUCACGGCUUUGGCCGGAAUCGCCGUGUUCGCCGCCCUUUUUUACACUACUAGUAGGUAAUCAAUGAGGGGAAAAAAUCAUUCUCCUUUGCUUUGUAGGUAGCAAGUGAGAGAGAUAAGAGAGAGUUAGAUUUUGCAAUUCUUGUUUGUUCUUUUGGUUUUGUGGGAUUUUUAAGUAGUUGUCAGGAAAGUGAAGUAAAUGAAAGCUUUAAGACGAAGUCAUACUUCGUCGUCGUCAUCAAAUUCGUCUUCUCCAUCAUCUUCAUCAUCAGGGUCGUCUUCGUGGAUUCACUUGCGUUCUGUUCUUUUAAUUGUUAAUUCUUCCUCACCAGCGUCUUGUUCCUCUUCUGAUCGGGGCCAUCUUAAGUCACCAUGGUCUCGCAGGAAAAGAAAACACGCCCUUACUCCUCGGCAAUGGGGGAGAUUGUUUACACCAGAUGGGAAACUCCAUGAUGGUGGAGUUAAAUUUUUGAAAAAAGUUCGGAGUGGAGGUGUAGAUCCGAGUAUUAGAGCAGAGGUCUGGCCGUUCCUCCUUGGAGUGUAUGAGUUGAACAGUUCUAAAGAAGAAAGAGAUACUAUAAGAACCCAGAAAAGAAAGGAAUAUGAGAAACUCCGCAGACAGUGCCGAUGGCUCCUCAAACACAGCAAUGAGAGCUUUAAGUUGAAUGGGAGUAGCGAACCAAGCGGCAAUGUGGAUAGCGGAAGUCUUGUUCAAGAUAUGGACUCUUCUAGUUAUGAAGAUGUGGUUAGUGCAAGGGAAUCCCUUUCCAGUGAGGAAAGGAGUCUAGAUGUUGAGUACUCUGAUGAUCCCUCUAGUACACUGUUGGAAGUUGAUGAUAAUUCAAGACAGCAGAUGACAAACACUGAUGCCUCUGCACUGAACACUGAGUCAUCUGACUCAGACUCCUCUGAAGACCCCGAAGCAGUUAUUCAGGCUUCCUCUUCUUCAGGACAGGAAAAUAAUGGUCCUGAUGAGCCUUCCAAAGAGUUUACUUCUCCCUCAAGGACUGAGCUCCACUCGAGUGCACCUGCUGCUGAAAAUUUUGCUACUUGGCAGCGGAUAAUUCGUGUAGAUGCAGUGCGUGCCAAUUCAGAAUGGAUACCUUACUCUCCAUCUCAGGCUUCAGUAUCAGAGGAUAGAGCACGCUGUUCUGCAGAGGCUGUUGGGUUAAAGGACUAUGAACAUCUGGAACCCGGCAGAAUUUUCCAUGCUGCCCGAUUAGUUGCUAUUCUUGAAGCCUAUGCACUCUAUGACCCUGAAAUUGGCUAUUGCCAGGGCAUGAGUGAUCUACUUUCUCCGAUUAUUACUUUUAUUACAGAGGAUCAUGAAGCAUUCUGGUGUUUUGUGGGUUUCAUGAAGAAGGCUCGCCAUAAUUUUAGGCUCGAUGAAGUGGGAAUUCGAAGGCAAUUGAAUAUUGUUUCCAAGAUUAUCAAAUGCAAAGACUCCCACCUUUUCAGGCACUUGGAGAAGCUCCAGGCUGAGGAUUGUUUUUUUGUUUAUAGGAUGGUGGUGGUGCUGUUCAUGAGGGAGUUGACUUUUGAACAGACAAUUUGUCUCUGGGAAGUGAUGUGGGCAGAUCAGGCAGCCAUAAGGGCUGGCAUUGGCAAGUCAGCAUGGAGCAGGAUAAGGCAGCGAGCGCCACCAACAGAUGAUUUAUUGCUUUAUGCUAUUGCAGCUUCAGUAUUGCAGAGGAGAAAAUUAAUCAUAGAAAAGUAUAACAGCAUGGAUGAAAUUUUAAGGGAGUGCAAUAGCAUGGCUGGGCAACUCGAUGUGUGGAAGCUGCUAGAUGAUGCACAUGACUUGGUGGUCACCCUGCACGACAAGAUAGAGACAUCCAUCUGAUGGCUGCAUUUCAGUUAUGUCCGCUAACUCAUGUUAAUUCUUUUUCUUCUUUGGGAUAUUUGAAGUCUCCUUGUCACAACUUGGAAAAAGCACCACAGUGGCUAUUCAUUCUCAAUUAUGCUAGUUAGUUCUCAAAUGGCAUACUUGAGAAGAUUUAUUUAGGAUUGUUUGCAUCUAAUUCUACCACUCUUUGGAACCAGAGUCUCCAAACAGGUAGGGCCUGUUAUUAAGAUAUGGAAAAUGUGAUUCUCAAUAUUGGAUUCUCUUUGUAACUGGUUGUUGGCAGAAGCAGGAUUAGCUGCUUUAAGCUUCUUCUAACAGCUGAAUAAGAUUGUCUUGAAUGAUUUUAGUACUGAAUUAUGGUGUAGCAAAUAGCAAUGCUAUAAAUUCUUGAAGAGAGAUUCCUUUCCAACUAAA